CUAGGAGGGCUAUUAUGAUACUGCUGUAUGAGUUGCAGAAGCGGCUGGCCAACUUAAGGCCAACCACCACCGUCGUCACGACUGCCACCGGGUCUCGAUACAUCGAACCGAGGCGAAGGUCUUCCAGCAACGAGGAGGGUACGGGAACAGCUGCAUCCGGAAGCCCACAACAGCAGCAGCUAGAGUCACGUCCAUAUGGCUUCGUUGUAGACACCAAACCCGAUACCGUGCCCGCCUGCAUUCUAAGCGAGUUUCUCUACCUGGGUUCCCAGGAUGCUGUGACCGCGGAGAAUGUACUGAGAUACAAGUGGACACACAUACUUAGCGUGGGCAUUCCGACCCCCAGCUUUGGAGAUCUACAGCUGCCAACGCAGGUGAAAUGCAAAUACCUUCCCUGCCUGGACUUGCCCGAUGCCGACUUGCUGCGCUAUGUCCUGCCGGUGUCCAUUGAGUUUAUCGAGGAGGCUCGCCGGCAGUCGCCACAGGGUUGCGUGCUCGUCCACUGUAACGCAGGCGUCUCGCGCUCCGCCUCCGUUGUCAUCGGCUAUCUAAUGCAGCGGCGCGAUAUGAGCGCCGAGGAAGCCUACAACCUCGUCAAGUCCUGGCGGCCCUGCAUUCAGCCCAAUGCGGGAUUCAUGCAGCAGUUGAAAAGCAGCAAUAAAAAGCAACCACAGCAACGGACCCCAUGAAAGCCAUUCCACUCACAGGAACCAUCACACACCGCCGCC
Messenger RNA from Drosophila serrata, 728 nucleotides. RefSeq names its product MAP kinase-specific phosphatase (gene Mkp). The record is from RefSeq and is a predicted model, not a curated record. Lineage: Eukaryota; Metazoa; Arthropoda; Insecta; Diptera; Drosophilidae. Gene Ontology annotation, cellular component: cytoplasm. Gene Ontology annotation, molecular function: JUN kinase phosphatase activity. Gene Ontology annotation, biological process: regulation of MAP kinase activity; protein dephosphorylation.